AUGCGGGGUGGCACGUGGCGCGAGGGUGGUCGGCGGUCGGGCGGUCUCCCCGGGCGAGUUGCCGUGGCUGGCGGCCUUGAAGAGGGACGGCAAAGUCAUAUGCGGCGCUACGGUCGUCUCCAGAGACCACCUCAUCACAGCUACCCAUUGCAUAUUCGAGGUCGAGGCGUCCGGCUCACAGUCUUGGUGGGGGAGUACGACGUGAACAACUCCGAUUCGGAGGGAAUCCAAGUAUCUCAUGUCACGCAGCAUCCGGACUUCAACCGGUUCACCUACGACAACGACAUAGCCGUGCUACGCCUCGCCGAAUCCAUACCCGAGAAUCUGUACAGGCCUGCCUGCUUGCCUGAAUUGGACGACGACAACAGACUUGAGGGAGUAGAGGCUAUCGUGUCUGGUUGGGGAAGUACAAUCGAAAAAGGACCACCAUCUAGCAUUCCUAUGAAGGCGCAGGUGAACAUAUGGGCGCAAGAGGAGUGCUCCGGCGCGGGGUAUGGGCGAAGGAAGGUGACGCCGCGGAUGCUGUGCGCCAACGCCCCUGAGAGGGACUCCUGUACAGGGGACUCGGGAGGACCUCUGCUGUUACCGCGGCCGCAUUACACCAUCGUGGGUAUUGUAUCGUGGGGACGAGGUUGUGCCAGACAGGGGUAUCCGGGUGUGUACGCGCGUGUCGCCAAAUUCUUACCCUGGCUCAAACUGGCUCUACGUCACGCCUGCACAUGCCAACCGCCACACUACCAC
Molecule: messenger RNA, 741 nt
Organism: Iphiclides podalirius (scarce swallowtail)
Lineage: Eukaryota; Metazoa; Arthropoda; Insecta; Lepidoptera; Papilionidae
Source: the annotation of a GenBank genome assembly